Messenger RNA from Vigna radiata var. radiata (mung bean), 4556 nucleotides. RefSeq names its product pullulanase 1, chloroplastic. The transcript is spliced from 26 exons. Gene Ontology annotation, biological process: carbohydrate metabolic process. The record is from RefSeq and is a predicted model, not a curated record. Lineage: Eukaryota; Viridiplantae; Streptophyta; Magnoliopsida; Fabales; Fabaceae. Bases 174 to 2762 code for a protein of 862 amino acids. Gene Ontology annotation, molecular function: pullulanase activity.
AAAGUGAAAAAGGUCUAAACUUUUUGGUAAAAGAUUGAUGUUUAAGCUACACUGCACACGUGCAUGUAUACUUUUUCUUUGUUCGACAAAUGUAAUCAUAGACAUGAAGAACAAGACAACAUAAAUGGAAUGACUGAGGUUCACUCAACUCAUCUCUGAUCAGAGGAAGAAGAAUGCUUCUGUUAGCAUCAUCAUCCCCUUCUCUUUCUCUUUCUCUUUCUCUUCCUUCAGUCUCCCACCUUCAUUAUCCUCUUCCUUCUUCAUUCCCUUGCCCUUCUCUCCACCUUCGUUUUCCUUCCCAAGCAACCCCACUUCGCCUCCAUACCCCACCACCCCUUUCUUGCUCCCUUAAUUCUUCUUCCUCCGUGGAACAAUCUUCUUCACUUUCUCAGAUGCAGAAUAGCUUGUUGUACUCCAGAGCUUAUUGGGUCACUGAAUUUCUCAUUGCUUGGAACGUGGAUGUUGCAAAUGAGUUUUCUUGCCAACUGAUUGCCAGCAAAAAUGCUUCUUUGACCAUUGCGAAUGGCCAAAUUCAAGGUGAGGAUUUGAAAGUUGAGCUUCAAGAGGAUAGAGCUGGCCUUUCUGCAAAUGUGUUGGAGAAAUUUCCACAUAUUCGAGGUUACAAAGCUUUCAAGCUGCCAUCCACUUUGGAUGUUAAACCUCUUCUUAAAUCCCAGUUAGCGGUUGCAAUUUAUGAUUCUGAUGAUAAAUGUAGGAAUUGUACUGGUUUACAGUUACCCGGUGUUUUAGAUGAGCUUUUCUCGUAUAAUGGUCCUCUUGGUGCACUUUUCUCAGAGGAAGCUGUGUCACUUUACCUGUGGGCGCCAACUGCUCAAGCAGUACGUGCUUACAUCUAUAAGGACCCAUCAGGAGAUGAUCCCAUAGAAAUUGUUUGCCUUGAGGAGGAAAAUGGUGUUUGGAGAACUAAAGGACCAAAAAGUUGGGAGCACUGUUACUAUGUUUAUGAAGUAUGUGUUUACCAUCAUAGCACUUUGCGGGUUGAAAAAUGCCAUGCAAAUGAUCCAUAUGCUAGAGGAGUUUCAUCCGAUGGGCGGCGGACUUUUCUACUUAAUCUUGACUCCGAUGAGUUGAAACCUGAUGGAUGGGAUGAUCUGGCAGAUGAAAAACCUACCAUACAUUGUUUCACUGAUAUAAGCGUAUAUGAAAUGCACAUAAGGGAUUUCAGUGCCACUGACCUCUCUGUGCAACCUGCAUUUCGUGGUGGUUAUCUGGCCUUUACAUUGCAGGAUUCUGCAGGUGUACUUCAUCUGAAGAGAUUAUCAAGUGCCGGUAUCACUCACGUCCAUCUAUUGCCAACAUUUCAAUUUGCUGGUGUUGAUGAUCAAAAGGAGAACUGGAGAUUUGUAGAUACCUCAAUAAUGGAAAGUUUCCCACCUGAUUCCGAUCAGCAACAAGCUCUCAUCACAGCUAUCCAAAAUUUUGAUGGGUACAACUGGGGGUACAACCCUGUUCUUUGGGGGGUUCCUAAAGGCAGUUAUGCAAGUAAUCCGAAUGGUCCAUACCGAACAAUUGAGUUCCGAAAGAUGGUUAAGGCUCUUAACCAUAUUGGCCUCCGGGUUGUAUUGGAUGUUGUCUACAAUCAUUUGCAAGGAAGUGGGCCUUUUGACCAACAUUCUGUCCUUGAUAAGAUUGUUCCAGGUUACUAUUUAAGAAGGAAUAGGGAUGGAUUCAUUGAGAACAGUACUUGUAUAAAUAACACUGCUAGUGAGCACUUUAUGGUUGAGCGUUUGAUUCUUGACGACCUUGUACACUGGGCACUCAAUUACAAGAUUGAUGGGUUCAGAUUUGACCUCAUGGGCCACAUAAUGAAGAGAACGAUGGUGCAAGCAAAAACUGCUCUCCAUUGUUUAACAAAAGAAAAGGAUGGAGUAGAUGGUUCAAGUAUCUACAUAUAUGGUGAGGGAUGGGACUUUGGUGAAGUUGCCAAAAAUGGACGUGGGAUUAAUGCUUCUCAGUUCAAUCUCCCAGGAACACAAAUUGGGAGCUUUAAUGAUCGAAUACGCGAUGCCAUACUUGGUGGAUCUCCAUUUGGCGACCCUCUUCAACAGGGUUUUGUGACUGGACUACUCUUGCAGCCUAAUGACCAUGACCAUGGAACAGAAGAAAAUGCGAAAUCCAUGCUUGCUGCAUCAAUGGAUCACAUCCAGAUUGGAAUGGCUGCCAACUUGCAGGAUUUUGUGCUAACCAAUUGUAAAGGGGAAGAGGUAAAAGGGUCAGAAAUAUUAACAUAUGAUGGGACACCUGUUGCAUAUGCCUCAUGCCCCACAGAGACUAUCAAUUAUGUUUCUGCUCAUGACAAUGAAACCCUAUUUGACAUUGUGAGCUUAAAGACCCCAGUGGACAUCAGUGUAACUGAGAGAUGUAGGAUAAACCAUUUGGCAACCAGUAUUGUAGCAUUAUCACAGGGUAUACCAUUUUUUCAUUGUGGAGAUGAGAUACUCCGCUCAAAAUCACUGGACCGAGAUUCAUACAAUUCUGGAGACUGGUUCAACAGACUUGACUUCACAUACAAUAGUAAUAAUUGGGGUGUUGGACUUCCUCCUCAAGAGAAAAAUGAAAAGAACUGGCCACUAAUCAAACCAAGGCUAGCAAACCCAUCCUUCAAGCCUCAGAAGAUUGACAUUCUUGCUACCGUAGACAAUUUCUUGAACCUGCUUCGUAUAAGGUACUCUUCACCACUUUUCCGCUUGAAGACAGCAAAUGCUAUCCAGGAAAUGAUGUUGCGAGAAUUGCUCAAUUAAAGGAUCAUUUUUUCAACCACUUCCAAACCAAAGACCUAGAUCGUUUGAAAUACUUCCUUGGUAUUGAAGUGGCACAAUCAAAAGAAGGAGUCAUCAUUUCACAAAGAAAAUAUGCCCUUGAUAUUUUGGAGGAAACAGGUCUAAGAGAUUGCAAGUCCAUUUAAUAGUCCUAUGGACUCAAAUCAAAAAUUAAUGAGAGACCAUGAUGAACCUUUCUCAGAUCCAGAAAGAUACAGAAGGUUGGUUGGAAAACUAAUCUAUCUUACUAUAACAAGACCCAGUGGGAGUUGUGAGCCAAUUUAUGCAAAAUCCUCAUAUUGAUCAUUGAAAUGUCGUGAUCCUUAGAUAUGUAAAAGGGAAUCCAGGAAAUGGACUAUUGUAUGAAAACAAGGGAAGUACUGAGUUAGAAGGAUGUUCUGAUGCAGAUUGGGCUGGUUGUCCGAAUGAUCGAAGAUCUACCACAAAAUAUUGUGUUAUCCUUGGAGAGAACCUUGUAUCGUGGAAAAGCAAGAAACAAACUGUUGUUGCUCGAUCUAGGGUAGAAGCUGAAUACCGAUCUAUGGCCAUAGCUACAUGUGAACUUAUCUGGAUCAAACAACUCCUUCAAGAAUUAAAAUUCUGUGAAAAUAAGCCAAUGAAGUUGUAUUGUGAUAACCAAGUAGCUCUUCACAUUGCCUCCAAUCCAGGGUUCCAUGAGAGAACAAAACAUAUAGAAAUUGAUUGUCAUUUCAUCAUAGUGAAGUUGUUGUCCAAGGAUCUCAUUAUAGAGUUUGUCAAUUCUAAUGAACAAUUUGCAUAUAUUCUGGCUAAGUCUUUAAGAGGGCCUAAGAUUCAGUUUAUAUGUUCCAAACUUCAUACAUAUGAUUUAUAUGCUCCAGCUUGAGAGGAGUGUUGAAAUGUAUUAAUUUUAUAUUGUUUUGUGUGUGUGCAUCCAACUUAAGAGGUGGAGUUAUAUUCUGUCAUGGUAUUCUAUAUGGUAUUCUAUAUAUAUAUAGAAUACCAAAACCUUGUUAGUGUUAAUAAAUGAAUAAAAUGUUUCAGUUAGUUCUGUAAGAUUACUCAAAGAAGCUGAGGGCAGGAGAGAUUAAAUUGAAAUUCCUUAUUUUAAAUCUAGUUAUGGCCAAGCUAUUUUUUUUUUUUUGUAUAUUUGCUUUAACUAGACGUAGCGUCUGAAUUUAUUAUAUUUUUCAUAACUUUCUGUUAAAUAGGGGGUGAUGUGGGUUUAAUAGGUUGGUGUUGAUAACUGAUCUUUGUUGGUGUUGUUAUUGCUCGUGGCUGUAUUUUUAGCAUUAUUUUCAGCUCAGACCUGUGACUAUUUCCACCUUAAAUGAAACCUUUUUACUUUAAAAACUGAACACAUUUUGCCUCAGACAAUUUCAAAUAUUCACAUAUUCCUCGAAGUGAUGCAUGAUUAUUUUGGUUAUUUAACAUGCCUAAAAUUGUUCAAACUCUUGGAUGGUACGACUAUAAGCUUCUAUUUCCUUCCAUAACUACUCAUUUACUUUGACGAAGAUGACAGGAAAAAGAAUAUUCUACACAAUUUUAUCGUAUAUUUUCUAUAAUCAUAUUAGUAUUGGCCUCACCAUCAUCAUUAAUCUCACUAGUAUCAGGCUUUCACAUCUUGAUAUUUUAAAACCUUACACAUUUUUUGUCUCUCAUGGAUGAGUUGAGCCUGUGAUUUCUUUUAUUUGGAUCAUAAUUUCUACGUCCCUCAGUUUGCUUGUAUCUGACAAGAGACAACUCAUGCAUAAAGCAUGUAAUGAUGGUACACAAGUAAGCUUUUAUCUGUCAUAU